Messenger RNA from Lasiosphaeria miniovina, 2463 nucleotides. Its product is annotated as amine oxidase catalytic domain-containing protein. NCBI's taxonomy places the organism in Eukaryota, Fungi, Ascomycota, Sordariomycetes, Sordariales, Lasiosphaeriaceae. The record is from RefSeq and is a predicted model, not a curated record. Bases 1 to 2463 code for a protein of 820 amino acids. Gene Ontology annotation, cellular component: plasma membrane. Gene Ontology annotation, biological process: amine metabolic process. Gene Ontology annotation, molecular function: quinone binding; copper ion binding; primary methylamine oxidase activity. The transcript is spliced from 4 exons.
AUGGGUCUCCUCGACCGCAUCAGCCCCAGGGCUAUUGUGACCUCGGCCCUGCUGCUUAGCACCGUCGCACACGAUGUCCUCGCCCGGCCGAGCCCCAAAGUCCCUUGGGUGCGCAAUAAGGGGUCUACACAAAAGAAGAUCUCGGAUGCCGUCAAGCGCGCCAUAAACGGCCAGCAGCGCCGCAAUAACAGCGAGCCCGAGCCCGAGCCCGAGUGCGCUUCGGUCUUGACCACCACCGCCAUUGCUCCCAAGACGAACAUCUGGGCGCCCCUGAGUGACGUCGAGACGGCUGGCGUCGUCGAAUGGCUCUUUGCUCAGGCGGACCUCAAUCUGACCGUGAGCGAGAAUGCCACGGCCUGGGACAAUAGCAUCACCCUCGUCGAAGCCCUGUGGCCGAACAAAACGGAUGCCAUCGCCUACAUUGAUGCCAAUGCCACGGCGCCGACCAAGUACGCCCAUGUUGUGCUGAACAACCGUGCAACCGAAAACCCCCACUAUGCCGACAUCGUGGUUGGGCCUCUCCCCGUCGACAACACGACGGCGACCUGGGAGCCCCUCACCUACCCUUACAACAAGCAGAGCGGUGGCGGUACGGUGCGCAACCUCGACGCCGAUUCAGACGCCCUGUACAGCGAAUGGAUAUACGUCAUCGGAGCAUCCGUUGCCGACAUCACGCUGGACCUGUGGAACGGCACGGCCGCAGGUCUUGACAACGAUACCCUCGACAUUUGGGGCAUCGACCCCUUGUGGCAAGACGACGGACGUAUAAUCCGUUGGGAUGCCUUCUGGAGCCUUCCAACCAGUGAUUUCGAUUCGGAAACGCUGCUACCGCUCGGUCUUUACUUCAAGUCGGACGUCACGGGUCGCGACCCAAGCCAGUGGGCGUUCGAGGGUUGGCUAUACAACAACACCUUCUAUGCCACCACAGAUGACUUCCGGGCUGCGUGGUCGUCUGAUUCUUUCAAGAAGAACGGCCCCAACGUCGACGGCGAAUGGGCGCACACCGACCAGCAGGGAACCGUAAUUCCCCUGGACGCAGCACCACCGCCGGUCACCGUCACCCCGGCCGGUUCCAGAUUCGCUGUCGACAAGGAGCAGAAGUAUGUCGAGUGGAUGGACUUUAGCUUCUACAUUGGCUUCACUCGUGACACCGGCAUGGCCUUCUACGACAUUCGGUACAAGGGCGAGCGGAUUCUGUACGAGCUUGGGCUUCAAGAGGCGCUGGCGCACUAUGCGGGCAACGAUCCGAUGCAGUCGGGGACGGCAUAUCUCGAUACUUUCUACGGAUUUGGGCCCUACGCGUUUGAGUUAGUCCCCGGCUAUGACUGCCCCGCAUAUGCUGAGUACCUCAACACGUCCUUCUAUGUCGAGGAGACGACGCACACACACGUCAACAGCAUCUGCUUGUUCGAGUACGUGGCCGACUACCCGAUUCAGAGGCACACGACGAGCCAUUACACCAGCGUCACCAAGAACACGUAUUUCACCGUGAGGUCCGUGUCGACCGUCGGCAACUACGAUUACACGUUCAGCUACUCGUUUUUCCUCGACGGGUCCAUCGCCGUCGAAGUCCGCGCUUCGGGAUACAUCCAGUCGGCAUACUAUGCAGGCAACGAGGACUAUGGAUUCCAUAUCCACGAUUUCCUCUCGGGCAGCAUGCACGACCACGUUCUCAACUUCAAGGCCGACUUUGACAUUCUCGGCACAAACAACUCUGUCCAGCUCAUGUCGCUGGUUCCCGUGGAAAAGAGCUACCCGUGGUCGGGCGGCAAGAAGCGCAGUACCAUGACGCUGGAGCGAUCGUAUGUUGAGAGCGAGGACGAGGGCCGCUUCAACUGGGCCCCCAACAGCGCCACCCAAGUGAUUGUGGUCAACGAGGGUGAGCAGAACGCCUUGGGCGAGAACCGCGGCUAUCGCGUGCUGCCCUACACGGGCACGUCGCACCUGACGGUCCAGAACAGCAGCAACCUGAACAACGCGGGCCGCUUUGCCGAGUUCGACGUGCAGAUCACGAAGCAAAAAGACACGGAGCCCCGCGCCGCCCAUGCCUACAACAGCCAGGAUACGUUCGACCCACCAGUUGACUUUGCCAAGUUCUUUGACGGCGAAAGUCUCCGCAACGAGGACGUCGUGCUGUGGCUGAACAUGGGCAUGCACCACGUGCCCCACUCGGGCGAUCUGCCGAACACGGUCAUGACGACGGCGCACUCUGGGAUACAAUUCAUGCCCAGCAACUACUUCUCCAUCGACGAGAGCCGCAAGACGGUCAACCAGGUGCGCAUCACUUACGACGAGGGCAAGACGUCCGACGUCGCCACGUUUGGCCAGGGCAUCGCCACGCCGUGCGCCCUCAACUUCACGCCCGCCGAGCCCGAUCUGUGGGGCUACACGGGCGACAUUGUCGUGCGCAAGUUCCCCUUUGACCCCAACAAUCCGUUCUACCAAACGGACUCGAUCGUCUGA